Pipistrellus nathusii (Nathusius's pipistrelle) is the source of this 1158-nucleotide messenger RNA. NCBI's taxonomy places the organism in Eukaryota, Metazoa, Chordata, Mammalia, Chiroptera, Vespertilionidae. The record is from the annotation of a GenBank genome assembly.
AUGAACGCUACGGGGUCCCCGGCGAAGGCUCCCGACGCCUGCUGGCAGCUGGCGGCCGGCGGGCACAGCCAGCUCAUCAUCCUGCACUACAACCACUCGGGCCGGCUGACGGGGCGGGCCUCGCCGGAGGACGGGGGCCUGGGCGUGCUGCGGGGGCUCUUCGUGGCCAUGAGCUGCCUGGUGGUGCUGGAGAACCUGCUGGUGCUGAUGGCCAUUGUGACCCGCAUGCGGUCCCGGCGCUGGGUCUACUACUGCCUGGUCAACAUCACCCUGAGCGACCUGCUCACCGGCCUGGCCUACCUGGUCAACGUCCUGCUGUCCGGGGCCCGCACCUUCCACCUGGCGCCGGCCCACUGGUUCCUGCGUGAGGGCGUGCUCUUCAUGGCGCUGGCCGCGUCCACCUUCAGCCUGCUGUUCACCGCCGGCGAGCGCUUCGCCACCAUGGUGCGGCCGGUGGCCGAGAGCGGCGACACCAAGCGGGGCCGCGUGCUGGGCUUCAUCGGGCUGUGCUGGCUGCUGGCCGCGCUGCUGGGCCUGCUGCCCCUGCUGGGCUGGAACUGCGUGUGCUCCUUCCCCAGCUGCUCCAGCCUGCUCCCGCUCUACUCCAAGGCCUACAUCCUCUUCUGCGUGGUCAUCUUCGCCUGCAUCCUGGCCACCAUCAUGGUGCUCUACGGGGCCAUCUUCCGGGUGGUGCGGGCCAACGGGCAGAAGGCCUUGCGCCCCCCCUGCCGCCGCAAGGCCCGCCGGCUGCUCAACACGGUGCUCAUGAUCCUGGUGGCCUUCGUGGUCUGCUGGGGCCCCCUCUUCGGCCUGCUGCUGGCCGACAUCUUCGGCUCCAACCUCUGGGCGCAGGAGUACCUGCGGGGCAUGGACUGGAUCCUGGCGCUGGCAGUGCUGAACUCGGCGGUCAACCCGCUCAUCUACUCCUUCCGCAGCCGGGAGGUGUGCCGGGCCGUGCUGGGCUUCCUGUGCUGCGGGUGCCUCCGGCUGGGCCUGCGGGGACCCGGGGACUGCCUGGCCCGGGCCGUGGAGGCCCACUCCGGAGCCUCCACCACGGACAGCUCGCUGAGGCCCAGGGACAGCUUUCGGGGCUCCCGGCCGCUCAGCUUUCGGAUGCGGGAGCCCCUGACUAGCAUCUCCAGCGUGAGGAGCGUCUGA